Molecule: messenger RNA, 1785 nt
Organism: Helicoverpa armigera (cotton bollworm)
Lineage: Eukaryota; Metazoa; Arthropoda; Insecta; Lepidoptera; Noctuidae
Product: cytochrome P450 4V2
Exons: 10
Coding region: 168-1727 (519 amino acids)
Molecular function (GO): iron ion binding; monooxygenase activity; oxidoreductase activity, acting on paired donors, with incorporation or reduction of molecular oxygen
Source: RefSeq, a predicted model, not a curated record
UAAAUAAAGCUCAUUACUCAGUUCGGUGCUACGAUUUUAACAUAAGUUGAUUUGUAAUCGCGAGCGGCGUUACUCGUCCGCGCCUCUAAUGGAAAUAAGAUCAAGUGUGUUGAAAGAAGAAAAUUUAGUUUUUCAUUUCUUUUGAAGUUACGAGAAUUGUGCUCGCCAUGAUUAUUCUAGCAAUAAUAUUCAUAGCUGUAUGCAUCUACUGGAUAUACUGGCUUGCGCAUGCGCGGCGCAUGGAUCGCAUGACGAAAUCUCUGCCUGUGCUCCCGACACUACCACUCAUUGGAAAUGGCUCACUCUUCUUGGGCGAUACCCAGCAAAUACUUAAGAACCUUUGGACUGUCGCGAAUUUGGCUUUCAAACACAAAAACUCUGCGAAGCUCUGGCUUGGCCCUAAAUUAUACGUAGCAAUCGGAGAUCCGGGAGACGCGCAGGUUGUACUUGAGAACUGCCUUGACAAGGAUGUAGUGUAUCGGUUCCUACGGCCUUGGCUAGGUCACGGGCUCUUCGUGGCACCAGUGAACCUAUGGAAAACACAUAGAAAAGUGUUAUUACCGGUUUUCCAUAACAAAAUAGUUGAAGAAUACUUGGGAGUCAUAGCGGAACAAGCGGACGUGCUUAUAGACCGACUCGCGGAAAGAGUUGACGGGGACAAGUUCGAUGUACUUAAGUACAUUACUGCUUGUACCUUGGACAUUGUUUUUGAAACAGCCAUGGGCGAGCGUAUGGGAGUCCAGCAAUCACCUGAUACUCCUUACCUUCGCGCUCGACACACAGUUAUGACGAUUCUCAACAUGCGUCUGUUCAAAGUUUGGCUCCAACCAGACUGCCUCUUCAACCUUACACAGUACGCUAAACAACAGAAGGAUAACAUCGAUUUGACUCAUAAGUUCACCGAUGAAGUAAGUUCAGAAAUCUACAUGAAAAAAAUGCACCCUAAACUAGCUUUUACUACAUACCUACUUCUGACUUUGCAGGUCGUCCAAAAAAGGCGACUGGAGUACGAAGAGAAUAAAAAGAAGAAUAUCGUCGAGGAACAACGUGAAGGAAAACUUCGUGCAGUCCUCGAUUUGUUAUUUGGCAGAGAAAUAGAGUUUACUGAUGAACAACUGCGAGAGCACAUUGACUCCAUCACGAUCGCUGGCAAUGAUACCACGGCUCUGGUUAUCGCUUACACUCUCGUACUCCUUGGUAUACAUCAGGAUGCACAGGAGAAAGUUCUAGCAGAGCAACAAACAAUUUUCGGAACAUCAACACAAGGAGCUACUAAAGAUGACUUACAAAAGAUGCACUACUUGGAGCGAGUGAUCAAAGAGAGCAUGCGACUCUACACCGUAGUACCAAUCAUUGCCAGAAAUGUCGACAGGGAUAUCUAUUUGCCAACUUGUGGAGUCACUCUGCCGGCGGGCACAGGCGCGGUGAUCGGUGCCUUUGCAAUACACCGAUCGGCAGCGUGGGGCCCCGACCACGAUGAGUUCGACCCUGACAGGUUCCUGCCAGAACGUUCCCAGACCAGGCACCCAGCUGCCUUCCUGCCUUUUAGCUAUGGCUCCAGAAAUUGUAUAGGGCGAAACUUCGGCAUGCUUAUAAUGAAAAGUAUAAUAUCGAGCGUGGUGAGAUCAUACAAAAUAGAAGCCGACGACAUCGGUCCACUAAAAAUAGAAAUGCUUUUAUUUCCUAUAAAUGGACAUCUAAUUAAAAUCUCUAAAAGAACUCUUUAAUUUAGGUACUUAUCGCUAGUAAUAAAACAAUUUACCAAGACAAAUAUUAAGUGUUUAA